AUGAGGAGCCGCGGUGCCUGUCUAGGCUCCCAGUGCAGACCAGUACUUGAGCGCCGGUAUGUCACUUGGAUUGCCAUUGCCGACAUCGAUACUUUCGCCGCAGAAGUUGUAAACGUUCUUCGCAUUCCGACCUCCUACGCUGCCUGGAUCAAAGUCCCAGGAUCUCAACUUUACACUGACAAUCAAGUAUCAUUUCUGAAAAAUAUUGCGACAUAUGCCAUCAACAGUUACAGCAUGCACAUUAUUAUUGAUCUUCACUAUCUUCCUGGUGGCGUCAAUGGAAUGCCAUUCGGAGAAGCAGAAGGGCAUUAUGGCUGGAGUAACAAUGCGACAGCCCUCACCUAUUCUUUGCAAGCCGUUGAUGCUGUGACCUGCUGA
This is a messenger RNA of Penicillium atrosanguineum, 378 nucleotides long. Its product is annotated as NmrA-like family protein. Gene Ontology annotation, biological process: glucan catabolic process. The transcript has a single exon. The coding region runs from base 1 to 378 and encodes 125 amino acids. The record is from RefSeq and is a predicted model, not a curated record. Gene Ontology annotation, molecular function: glucan exo-1,3-beta-glucosidase activity. Lineage: Eukaryota; Fungi; Ascomycota; Eurotiomycetes; Eurotiales; Aspergillaceae. Gene Ontology annotation, cellular component: cell surface; extracellular region.